Messenger RNA from Didymosphaeria variabile, 1161 nucleotides. It is a transcript of the gene MRS2, whose product is annotated as magnesium ion transporter. Bases 1 to 1161 code for a protein of 386 amino acids. The transcript is spliced from 3 exons. Gene Ontology annotation, cellular component: mitochondrial inner membrane. Gene Ontology annotation, biological process: mitochondrial magnesium ion transmembrane transport. Gene Ontology annotation, molecular function: magnesium ion transmembrane transporter activity. Lineage: Eukaryota; Fungi; Ascomycota; Dothideomycetes; Pleosporales; Didymosphaeriaceae. The record is from RefSeq and is a predicted model, not a curated record.
AUGGUCAGCGGGGAGUUCAAGAAGAGUGAAUUGAUCGCUAAGUACGGUCUUCUCCCUCGCGAUCUCCGCAAGAUCGACUCAUCCCUCCUACCCAAUAUCCUCAUCCGACCGACCGCUAUCCUAAUCAACCUUCUCCACAUCCGCGCCCUUAUCAAGCACAAUCGCGUACUAGUAUUUGAUGCAUAUGGUACCACGGACUCAAAGUCACAGUCUGUCUUCAUGUACGACCUCGACUCGAAGCUUCGCCAGAAAGAAUCAGCCGUGACCGGAAACCUGGCAUACGAGUUUCGUGCCCUGGAAGCCGUCCUCAUCAGCGUCACGCUUAGCCUGGAGAAGGAAUUCGAAGGUGUCAGUGAGCCGGUCAUGCGGGUACUUAUGGAGCUCGAAGAGGAUAUUGACAGAGACAAACUACGAUAUCUCCUCGUGUAUUCAAAGAAGUUAGGUUCCUUUGAGCAGAAGGCGAGAUUGGUCAGGGAUGCACUGAGCGAGCUUUUGGACGCCGAUGAUGACUUAUCAGCUAUGUACCUGUCCGAAAAAGCAGAAGGCAUAGAGCGCGAAGAAGACGACCACACCGAAGUCGAAAUGCUGCUGGAGUCCUACCACAAAGUCGCAGAUGAAAUUGUCCAGGCAGCCGAGAACCUCGUGUCUAGCAUCCGCAACACUGAGGAGAUAGUGAAAGCCAUUCUAGACGCAAACCGCAACUCCCUCAUGCUCCUCGACCUCCGCUUCUCCAUCCUCACCCUCGCCCUGACAGCUGGCACCUUUGUCGCCGCACUUUACGGCAUGAACCUCAAGAACUUCAUUGAAGAAUCUGACUUCGGCUUCUGGGGCGUCUCCGCUUGGUGCACAGUCUUCGGUGGCAUCGUCGCCGUUUACGGCAUCCGCAAGUUGCGUCGUGUCCAACGGCUCAGUAUGUGGGGCCAUGGUGGCCAAAACAACAGCACCAAGGGGAACUGGGGCGUUGGCGCAUGGGGCGGGAAGAGCAGGGAUCCUUGCAGCCCUGGUGAGGUAAUGGGCGUGCCACGCCUGAGAGCAGGAGAAAGUCUGGGUGAUUUGAUUCAGAGGGAGAGACUGCUUGCCAGGCGGUUAGCGAAGGCGGAGGUGCAUGCUGAAGAGGCGGCGAGGACGGGUUCUCCCGGCGUAGGAAAGCUGCGCUACUGA